This is a messenger RNA of Toxotes jaculatrix (banded archerfish), 2594 nucleotides long. Its product is annotated as Golgi reassembly-stacking protein 2-like. Bases 117 to 1433 code for a protein of 438 amino acids. Gene Ontology annotation, biological process: Golgi organization. Gene Ontology annotation, molecular function: protein binding. The transcript has 10 exons. Gene Ontology annotation, cellular component: Golgi apparatus. The record is from RefSeq and is a predicted model, not a curated record. Lineage: Eukaryota; Metazoa; Chordata; Actinopteri; Toxotidae.
CACCCAGCUAGUCAAUUGGCGACGUGUACCCGGUAUCUGGAAGUGUUCAGGUAUCUCACCUCUGCGGGGUUACGAGCUGCCACAAAACACCCAAAAAGCCUUAAAACAACGAAAGCAUGGGAGGAUCGCAGAGUGUGGAGAUACCGGGAGGAGGCUCCGAGGGCUACCACGUCCUCCGGGUUCAAGAGAACUCGCCUGGGCACCGUGCUGGUCUGGAGCCUUUCUUUGACUUCAUUGUCUCCAUCAACAACACCAGACUGAACAAGGACAACGACACUUUGAAGGACUUGCUGAAAGCGAGUGUAGAGAAACCAGUUAAGAUGCUGGUUUACUCCUCAAAGACCCUGGAGCUGCGGGAGUCCACUGUCACACCCAGCAACCUGUGGGGAGGGCAGGGCUUGCUUGGUGUCUCUAUUCGUUUCUGCAGCUUUGAAGGAGCCAAUGAGAAUGUUUGGCACGUACUGGAAGUGGAGCCAAAUUCCCCAGCAGCCAUUGCCGGCUUGCGGCCGCACACCGACUACAUCAUUGGAGCCGACACGGUUAUGAAUGAGUCAGAGGACCUGUUCUCUCUGAUAGAGAGCCAUGAGGGGAAAGGCCUGAAACUCUAUGUGUACAACACAGACACUGACAACUGCAGAGAGGUAGUCAUCACCCCUAACAGUGCCUGGGGAGGAGAGGGCAGCCUUGGAUGUGGGAUUGGUUAUGGAUACCUUCACAGGAUUCCCACCCGGCCUUUUGAGGAGGGGAAGAAGAUCAGCUUCCCUGGAAAUAACCCCAGUGAGCCUGUCAGUCCACUGAAGGAUGGAUUCACUGAGGUCCAGCUCUCAGCCGUGACCCCUCCUCCCACUGCUGUCCCCACAGGCCUAGAAGAUUCGCUGUCAGGCCUGUCAAUCACGGCCGCACCCACCAUGCCCAGUGAGCUGCAGACAGGUUUGCCCACAGUCCCUCUGCUCCCCUCCUCCACCAGCCCCUCCCUCAGCCCCCUCACUCCACUGAAUCCUGCCACCACCAGCUUCAACCCUGCCACCACGCUACCAGGUCUGAUGCCACUCCCAGGUGGCUUACCUCCACUCCCUAACCUUCCCAACCUCAACCUGCCACUCCCAGACCUCAGUGCGGUGUCACUCGCAGGCUCCAGCACUUUACCGCCGCCUGUAGGAACGACAGCGGUCCCACCUCUGGCCCCUCUCCCACCCCUCAACUUGCCAGGUCUGGCUGCGUUCCCUCCUCUACCCACUAUGCUGCCCUCCCAGCUGCCCCCUCUCCUGCCCCAGGGAGUGGCCCCUCUCUUACCCACCUCCGUCACCGCCGCUCCCGCCACGGUCACAGUCACAGCGGCGCCCGCCGCCGACUCCACAGCACCCACGGAAGCCGUCUCCACGAACGCCACGGAAGCACCGGCCCCAACGGAAACAACACUAACGUCGUCGUAACCUGGGAACAAAGACCCCGCUUGCCAUCAAAACCAAAACACACACACACAACCGGUUUCUCUCUUUCCUCUGUCUGUCUUUCUCUGUGUUUUUCUAUUUAUUUGGCCAAGAGGGAGAGGCAGACAGCUGCAUCAGUUCAGACACAGAGCUCAGCAGGCUCCAGUUAAAGGUGAGGAAGCUUAUGUGGAGCGAUGAAGGAUGAAUGGAUAUGAAAAAUGGAGGACAGAUGUAGACUGGUCUUACCAACACGUUUAUUACCAGAUUGCCGCUGAGCUUGCCUAAGCUACUGUGCGAGGAGGACGAGGUCUGCCCUUUGGUUUGUAGUUUGCUUCGCACUUCUGCAGUUACAUCAAAGCAAAGAACUAUCUUAGGAUUUUCCCCCUUUCUGAUCUGGCAGUCCUCUCUGUUUCACACUUAGGUUUUUUUUUAUAUAAACAGUGUAUGUUAAUGGGGCUGGACGAUAAAUUGAAUUCACUGUAUAACUACCCACAUCACCGCUCCCUUGUCAAAUUCCAGUCAGCUCAUGGUCCAGUCCAGUCAUUGAACUGGUCAUACUGGAAUUGAAUAAGGAUAAAGAAGUGGGCCGGCACAGGGAAUGAUCAUGCACUGCUGUAUUAAAAAUGAAUUCAUUGUGUUAUAGAUUUUGGGUGUCGUUGUCCAGCCCUAACAUGUAACCUUUUAUUACUUAGUUAAUAGACCCCCUCUGACCAGUAGAUUCAUUUGAUUGCCGUGUAUUAAUUUUUGUUUCUCCACCCAGUGAAUGAAUCUGCAUUAUUUUGCACCACGUUUGUGUUUUGAAAUUAUUAGUCUGUCCCUUCUUGUAUGUCUUCAUAUACAGCCAGAACUCUACAGUACACACCGUCUCUACCACACAGAGACGGCCACGGCCUGACGGGCCAUGCCAGAAGAGACGGAGGUUUACAGUUACAAGAGCUGCUGAGUGGAGAGAGAGUGUGUGUUUGCUUUUGGGUGAUGAUUAGUCAGGUGAAACAUGGCUAUAGAGUUAUUAAAUACACAGUACGUCUCCUCCUGGCAUGGUCGAAGCGAAUUGGUAAGCAGAGUUGCAGUGAUGCAGUACAGCCACAAGGUGUUGCUGUGACAAAAGUCUGUGGAAACAUCUGAAGUAUGCACAGUGCGAGCAAUAAAGCCAAAUUCCGUUUA